Messenger RNA from Daucus carota subsp. sativus, 2151 nucleotides. RefSeq lists its product as hypothetical. The coding region runs from base 437 to 1312 and encodes 291 amino acids. The transcript has 4 exons. NCBI's taxonomy places the organism in Eukaryota, Viridiplantae, Streptophyta, Magnoliopsida, Apiales, Apiaceae. The record is from RefSeq and is a predicted model, not a curated record.
UUGAAAAAAAGACCGAAUCAACAAGAUUCUGGUGUCAUCACAUUUUAAGAAAUAUAAGAAGAAUGCAGAAUCUGCAAUUCAUUAAUGCCCUGUUUGGUAACAGGGAAUUGAUUUCAAAUCCAAGAUUUGUUCAAAUAUCUUGUUUGGCAAUUUUAAAAAAUUCAGGAUUUAUAUUUCUCCAAUUCCAUCCAAACUUAAACACUGGUCAUAAUAGAAUAAUUUGAAAUGUCAUUCUAACACAUAGCAUUUGAAAUAAAAAAACUAAACGACACUCCAGCUACUCCUUCCCGAUCCACUCUGCUGCUCGCUCCUCUUCUCCACCGCUUUCACGCCGCUGCUCGCUCCGGCCAUCACGCCGCUGCUCGCUCCGGCCAUCACGCCGCUGCUCGCUCCGGCCAUCCUUCCGUCUUCGAAGAUUGAACGACUAAAAAGUACAAUGUCGGAUGAAUUGAGUAUUCGAGAUUCGUGUAAACGUUUGAGGGAUGAUGAAGAUAUGGAGUUGGUUACGAUAGUUGCGGGUUUUAUUGUGGUAGUAGCAGUAGUCUCAUAUGGUCAAAUGUAUAGGGUGAAAGACGUAACUUGGAAUGAGUGCGAGCGUGCUAAAAUUAGGGCUAUAUGGAUGAACACUUUAACAAAUGAUAGGAUGUGUCGAGAGCAACUACGUCUUGACAUACGUCGUUUUGAGAAGUUGUGUCAUCUCUUACAAUCUAAAGGGGGGCUAGUAACAACUAGGAAUGUCACAGUGAAAGAAGUUGUGGCGCAGUUUCUUCAUAUUCUUGGGCAUGAUCUGAAAAACAGAACAAUGCAAGCGCUCUUUGCCCGUUCAGGAGAAACCGUGAGCCGUCAAUUUCAUGUAGUACUUGAAUCUGUGCUAAAGCUUGGACAGUUUUUUAUCAAGAAAGUGGAUCAUUCUACUAAUUAUGCACAUGAAAGCAAAUGGAAGUGGUUUGAGGGUGUUGUAGGAGCUCUUGAUGGAACACACAUCAAAAUGACAGUCCCUGUUGAGGAUCGACCUCGAUAUCGAGAUAGGAAGGGGGAUACUAGUACCAAUGUGUUAGCCACAUGUGAUCCAGACCUUCGUUUUACAUAUGUUUUGCCAGGUUGGGAAGGAUCCGCGUCAGAUCCCCGUGUUCUUCGUGAUGCUCUUCGAAGACCUAACGGCUUAAGAGUCCCUAGAAAUAAAUAUUUUCUUGUGGACUUGGGAUAUACUAAUGGUGAGGGUUUUCUAGCUCCUUAUAGGGGUACUCGAUACCAUUUAAAUUUGUGGCGAGGGAACACUCCUUAUAGGGGUCUGAUUCUGUCGGACAAUUGACUAGUUUUUUCUUCUUUGUCGAUUUUGUAAACUGAUAUAAUACAGACUGGAUUCUUUUUAAGCAAUAAACAAAAUAUCAAACAUAAAAAUUGUGCUAGAAUUAUGUGCUAUCAACUAAAUAAUUAUGAGCAGAUUUCUUUAUCAACUAAAUAUCUGUGGCCUUAGAACAGUAUAUAGCUGUGGCCUGUGUGCUUGUAAAGUAUUCUGUAUUUGGCCUUAGAACAGUAAACUAACUCUUGUUCAUAUAUCACUAGUGUGUAAAAGGAAGUUGAUAUUGAACUUUGAAUGGCCUUGAACGUAGAGGAGGUUUUGUGCUUAAAUAAUUAAAUUAAACUUGGUACUACUUGUCUUAUGUUUUGUUGUGUUCUCUUCCUUGUAACCCCCCUUGCUCUUGAUCUGAAUAGAUGGAACACACAGUAGCUUGUAAUUUUGUUGUGGUCACUGAAAAUGGCAUCACUAACAUGUGCAGACGUUAAGUUUCUACUGUCUCUUGUGUUGGUUUCCUUGGUGAUCCAUAUAGACAAAGCCUGCACCUCAAAUCAGGGGAUUAUUAUAUGCUUGUUACUUGAGCUGUUAGUUGUCAAAAUCCUGUAGACCUUGGUUACUUCUGUUUUCUAUGUGAUAUUCAAUGGAUUAAAACUAUGAAUCUCAGCUGUUUUAGUUAAAAUUUUGAAAUUAUUCAAAUAGUGAGACCCCUGUGAACUCAUCAUAUCUGAUUUUGGCUGCAUUACUGGGCUGUAAGUAUAUAUUCUCAAUCACUGAGCGUGCUAUUCAGGUUUAAUAAUUGGCGCUGCUGUAUUUGUCAUAAUAGUCAGUCUUAGAAUGUAUUAUCAUAAUGG